UCUCAAGAAAGAUGGACAAACUGAUUAUUGCAGCGAUUGUCCUUCUACUUUCGAAGACAUACGGAGCACACUCCAGUGGCAUGGGCCGCACCACCACUCCUUCUCCAUUGCCCAACUACGAUGUUAAGAUGUUUAUGAAUUAUACUGAUGGAAUAUGGAGUGUGAAGUCUAGUACAAACCACUCAUUUUGGUGCAGGGUGGACACGACGGCCAAUAUUACAGGCAACACAAUUUAUUUUAACCGUUCUUUUAUCGAGGGGGGUAAAAAAUGGGUGCACCUACCGUAUAAAGGAGACGUCCAAGAUAAUGCGACGGAUACCAUGUAUGUAGGACUUCAAGGAGGACCCGGUGUGACCACGACUGAGCAACUGCUUUUCGCAACGCAAAACUACAGCUGUGGUGUUUUUCAAGUGACAAUAGUCGAAGGUGUUGCAGAAACUUCUUUUCCUCCACAGUGGUUUGACUUGCGGGUCAGAAACAAUUCGCUAUCGGAAAUCCCUAAAGACUGCGAAAACAAAUUUAAGGAGUUCAGCCACAAUUCCACAAUCUACCAAGGUUACAACGACACCUGCCAAGUUAUAUAGCAUGUUUUGGUAUGAUGGACCUGACUGUGAU
This is a messenger RNA of Rhipicephalus sanguineus (brown dog tick), 615 nucleotides long. RefSeq lists its product as uncharacterized. Bases 12 to 584 code for a protein of 190 amino acids. The transcript has 5 exons. The record is from RefSeq and is a predicted model, not a curated record. Lineage: Eukaryota; Metazoa; Arthropoda; Arachnida; Ixodida; Ixodidae.